AAUCGUGAUCCUAUUAUGUUCAUAACACCACCGUCUUUCAAACUCUAAAGCAGUUAAGAGAUCUGACACACAGUUUCACACACUCCUCAUCGAAAAUGGAACCUGACGCGAGCAUCGAAACUAGCAGCAUGAUCCGUGUGGCGGUCCUCCCCAUCGCCGGCAUACCCCCGCUUCUCUUCCGGGACUACGCUGCCAUGCUUCUACGCCACCACACCGUCUCCCUCAACUCCAUCAGCUCCUUCUACACUGAGCACCAGAAAUCCCCAUUUGCAAAUCAGCCAUGGGAAUCUGGUAGCCUCCGCUUCAAGUUCAUCCUCGGCGGAUCGCCCCCGUCUCCCUGGGAGGAUUUCCAGUCCAACCGCAAGAUCCUCGCGGUUAUCGGCAUUUGCCACUGCCCUUCCUCUCCGGAUCUCCGUUCCGUCGCUAAUCAAUUCGCUGCUGCUUGUAAGAGUUAUUCAUCCUCACUUGUUCAACGAUGCUUUGCCUUCUGCCCAGGGGAUUCGCAGCUAGAAGAGGAAAGUAACAAGGGGAGUAACUUAGUAUUGUUUCCCCCUGCUGAUCGGCAAACUCAGGAAUUCCAUUUGCAAACAAUGGUGCAAGAUAUUGCUGCCUCAUUGCUGAUGGAAUUUGAGAAAUGGGUUCUCCAAGCAGAAUCUGGUGGGACUAUUUUUAAGACACCUCUUGAUUCUCAAGCCAGUCUGAGCUCAGAGGAGGUCAUUAAGGCAAAAAAGCGGAGACUUGGUCGUGCACAGAAAACCAUCGGAGAUUACUGCUUGUUGGCUGGAUCACCUGUUGAUGCCAAUGCUCAUUAUUCUACUGCAUUAGAGCUUACCAGGCUGACCGCAGAUUUUUUCUGGUAUGCUGGGGCAAUGGAAGGCAGUGUUUGUGCAUUGCUGGUAGAUCAUAUGGGCCAGAAGGAUCCAGUUUUAGAGGAUGAGGUUAAGUAUCGAUAUAACAGUGUCAUUCUGCACUAUAGAAAAUCAUUCAUACAAGAUAAUGCUCAAAGGGUUUCACCUUUAAGCUUUGAACUUGAGGCCACAUUAAAGUUGGCCAGAUUCCUCUGCAGGCGGGAGCUAGCUAAGGAGGUUGUGGAGUUGUUGACAGCUGCUGCUGAUGGGGCAACAUCUUUGAUUGAUGCCAGUGACAAACUUGUAGUAUAUGUUGAAAUAGCACGGCUCUUUGGUGCACUUGGUUAUCAUCGAAAAGCUGCCUUUUUCUCAAGGCAGGUGGCUCAGUUGUACUUGCAACAGGAUAAUAAACUUGCUGCAACCAGUGCAAUGCAAGUCUUGGCAAUGACAACAAAAGCAUAUCGUGUCCAAAGUCGAGCAUCUAGUGAACCAGCUAGUGAUGCUGGACAAAGUUAUGCAGAUGGAGGAAAAAUGCAUCACCACUCCAUAGUCUCCUUAUUUGAGUCACAGUGGAGCACCCUGCAGAUGGUUGUGCUGAGAGAAAUUCUUCUCUCAGCUGUUCGUGCUGGGGAUCCUCUCGCUGCUUGGAGUGCUGCUGCACGUCUACUUAGGUCCUAUUAUCCUCUAAUUACUCCAGCUGGGCAAAAUGGUCUGGCCAGUGCACUUGCAAAUGCAGCUGAGAGACUACCGUUGGGGACACGGUGUGGUGAUCCAGCCCUCCCUUUUGUGAGGUUGCAUUCAUUCCCUUUACACUCAUCACAAAUCGACAUUGUUAAGCGCAAUCCGGCUAGAGAAGAUUGGUGGGUAGGGUCUGCUCCUUCAGGUCCAUUCAUUUAUACACCAUUCAGCAAAGGAGAGCCAACUCAUAACAAUAAGCAGGAGCUAACCUGGGUGGUUGGUGAACCAGUACAGGUGCUGGUCGAAUUAGCAAAUCCCUGUGGCUUUGAGGUGAUGGUUGAGAGCAUCUAUCUGUCUGUGCAGUCAAGAAAUCUUGAUGCUUUCCCUGUGAGUGUCAGUCUCCCACCCAACUCCUCAAAGGUGAUCACAUUAUCUGGAAUCCCAACCAAAGAUGGUCCAGUUUCUAUUCCUGGCUGCAUCGUUCACUGUUUUGGCGUCAUCACUGAACAUUUUUUCAAGGAUGUUGACAAUUUGCUCAUUGGGGCAACUCAAGGGCUUGUGCUUUCUGACCCUUUUCGUAGCUGCGGAGCAGCUAAGUUAAAAAAUGCACAUGUACCGAAUAUUUCGGUGGUACCACCACUGCCAUUGUUAGUAUCACACAUUGUUGGUGGUGAUGGUUCUGUAAUGUUGUAUGAAGGUGAAAUUCGUGAUGUAUGGAUUAGCUUGGCUAAUGCAGGCACUGUUCCAGUCCAGGAGGCACACAUCUCAUUGUCGGGGAAAAACCAAGACUGUGUUGUAUCAGUUGCUUCUGAUACUCUGAAGUCUGCCCUCCCUCUGAAACCUGGUGCGGAAGUGACAAUAUGUGUAACCUUAAAAGCCUGGCAGCUUGGCGUGAUGGAUGCUGAUGCUGCUGCCAGCAAGGGUGUGCCGGGGACCUCAGGGAAGCAAGUUAAAGAUGGAAGUAGCCCAAUGUUGUUGAUCCACUAUGCAGGUCCAACAACAAAUCCUGGAAAGCUACAAAUGGGGUCUGUUCCAGCUCCUGGGAGACGUCUGGUCAUUCCCUUAAACAUCUGUGUGUUGCAGGGCUUGUCUUUUGUAAAAGCUCGUCUGCUAUCAAUGGAAAUUCCAGCGCAUAUUGGUGAAACUUACACCAAGCUAGUCAAAUCAAGAAGUGAUGGCACUGCGCAGGAGAAUGGUUCUGAAAGAUCUGAUAGGUUCAUGAAAAUCGAUCCUUACAGGGGAAGUUGGGGACUGCGCUUCCUUGAAUUGGAGUUAUCUAAUCCAACAGAUGUUGUCUUUGAGACUAGUGUUUCAGUUGAAAUAGAGAACCCUAUCAACAAGGAAAGCCUUUCCGACCGUACAUGUGCAGAAUUUGGUGAUCCAAAAACAAGAAUUGACCGGGAUUAUACUGCUAGAGUGCUGAUACCACUUGAACAUUUCAAAUUACCUGUUCUUGAUGGCUCCUUUCUCACCAAGGGUUCCCAAAUGGAUGGGAUUACUGGUGGUCGAAGUUCUAGCUUCUCGGAAAAGAAUAUUAAGGCUGAGCUUAAUGCAUCCAUUAAGAAUUUGAUAUCCAGAAUUAAAGUCAGGUGGCAAUCUGGACGCAACAGUUCAGGAGAAUUAGAUAUCAAAGAUGCAAUACAGGCUGCAUUGCAGGCUUCUGUUAUGGACGUGCUACUUCCAGACCCCCUGACAUUUGGCUUUAGGCUUGCUAAAAGCAGUUCAAAUAAUUCUGCAAAUCUCAAUCCACCAAAGCAGGCUGACAUGCAGGUCUAUUGUGCAUCUGGAGGUUCCAUCAUUGCACAUGACAUGACCCCAAUGGAAGUGCUGGUACGCAACAAUACCAGGGAAACGAUUAAGAUUAAUCUCAGCGUAACAUGCAAAGAUGUAGCUGGUGAGAACUGCAUCGAAGGCGACAAGGCCACCGUUCUGUGGGAAGGUGUUUUGACUGGUAUUAUUAUGGAGAUUCCUCCUCUUCAAGAAAUCAGGCAUAUUUUCUCUCUCUAUUUCCUGAUCCCAGGCGAGUACACAAUGUCUGCUGCUGCUGUGAUCGAUGAUGCUAAUGAAGUUCUUCGAGCCCGGGCUAGAACUAAUUCAUCUGAUGAGCCAAUCUUCUGUCGUGGACCACCUUUUCAUGUUCGAGUGAAUGGAACUGCAUGACUUCUGUUACUUGUUUAUAUAUUGGUUUAGUAAAUGCUACAUUUGUGCCCCAUCUUCCUUGUCAUAUCAUACCUAACUUGUUACACAACUGAUCCCAAUUUUCCUCAAUGAUUCUGGAAGGAUGGCAAGAUAAUCAUGUAUCAUUUGAGUGCCUCAGUUCUAUUCCUGACAUGCUUCAUUCCUUUACGAAGCAGGUGACAUUUGAUUCACUUGUUGUAUAUCUGCUGGUGUAAGGCUGGUGUCUCAAUCCAUCCGAGUUCUGAAGCUUAGAGGUUCUGAAUUCUGGAUAUGAAAUUAUUUGUUACUUA
Messenger RNA from Sesamum indicum (sesame), 3994 nucleotides. It is a transcript of the gene TRS120, whose product is annotated as transport protein TRS120. Gene Ontology annotation, cellular component: trans-Golgi network. NCBI's taxonomy places the organism in Eukaryota, Viridiplantae, Streptophyta, Magnoliopsida, Lamiales, Pedaliaceae. The record is from RefSeq and is a predicted model, not a curated record.